Messenger RNA from Trichomonas vaginalis G3, 621 nucleotides. RefSeq names its product transcription initiation from RNA polymerase III promoter. NCBI's taxonomy places the organism in Eukaryota, Parabasalia, Trichomonadida, Trichomonadidae. Bases 1 to 621 code for a protein of 206 amino acids. The record is from RefSeq and is a predicted model, not a curated record. Gene Ontology annotation, biological process: DNA-templated transcription; transcription initiation at RNA polymerase III promoter. Gene Ontology annotation, cellular component: RNA polymerase III complex. The transcript has a single exon.
AUGUUUGAAGUAAUUCUUGUUGAAGACAAGCUUCCACUUCCAUAUCAUCAUAUGAAAAUGGACCCAUCAACCCAAGAAAUCACUGUUGAUCCACAAGUUCUUUGUGAUAUAAUCACACAUAAAUAUAAUGAUACAGUUUUACCAAACUACGGACUUUUAAUUGACUUAUUUGAUAUUGUCAAAGCUUAUGAAUGCAAGUCCCUCCCAGAUAUUCCUGUCGCUUAUGUUAGAUGUGUUUUCAGAUAUAUCGUUUUUAACCCUCCGAUUGGUUCAGUAUGGACUGCAAAAAUCUCUGGAACUAAUGAGGAUGGAAUUUCUCUCCAGAUGUCAUUUUUCAAUGAUAUUUGGAUCCCUUGGGCAAAUCUUCCCGAGAAUACAGAAUACGAAGCCAAAACAAAUACAUGGAGAUUCAUACCAAAUCCAGAUGAUGAUGAAGAUGCAGAAGAAGCAGAGUAUUACUUCAGCGAGGGUUUGAUAGUUAAAUUUAGAGUUUGCGAAGUUAAAUACAACCCUGAUGAGAAAGCUGGCCAAUUAAUGGUUAUCAGUGGCUCAAUGUCUACUAAUGGUCUUGGUCCAAUUGCUUGGUGGCAGCCAGAUGAACCAGCCGAAGCAGCUGAGUAA